Messenger RNA from Candidula unifasciata, 909 nucleotides. Lineage: Eukaryota; Metazoa; Mollusca; Gastropoda; Stylommatophora; Geomitridae. The record is from the annotation of a GenBank genome assembly.
AUGACUCACACGAGUAUAAUUAAUGACUACGUUGCCGGGGCCAUUGGAGGAUGUGCAGGAAUUGUUGUUGGACAUCCUUUAGAUACCAUCAAGGUGCAAAUACAGACCCAAGAAUAUGGAGGAAAGUACUCAGGGCUCAUGGACUGUAUAAGAACUGUACACAGGCAGAAUUUAUCGAAGGGCUAUUUCCGAGGACUUAGUUGGCCACUUUUUUCCUAUGGCUAUCUCAAUGCCAUAUUUUUUGGUUCCUAUGGAUUUCUACUGAGAAAACUGGGACAUCCAGAAGACACUACACAGAAGCCAGACUACCUGAUAAUUGGGUUCUCUUCAGCUGUUGCUACAAUUCCACAGUUAGUGUUCUCAUGUCCUGUGGAAGUAGUUAAAGUCACGCUGCAGGCACAGAUUCCUCACACACAGGGAGUAUCCAGAGUGCAGAUGAGCAAAUAUUACAAUGGGCCUAUUGAGGCAUCAGUAAACAUUAUGCAGAAAUCUGGAUUACGAGGGAUAUACCGAGGUUUGACGACGCAGAUUGUGAGAGAUACCCCAGCCAACUGUAUAUACAUGGUUCUUUAUGCAUUCUUUCAGUAUGAAAGUCAACACUGGCUGCCUUCCAUCCCCAGCCAGGUCAUCAACUUCAUCGGGGGAGGUAUAUCUGGUGUGCUGAGUUGGUUAGUCAUCAUGCCAUUUGACGUUGUCAAGAGCAAACUGCAGGCAGAUACCGAAGGCAAAAUGUACAAAGGGUUUGGGGACUGUGUUAAGAGAGUCUAUGCGGCUGAAGGAGUUAAAGCUUUUUUUCUGGGUAUUGGCCCAAUGGCAAUGAGAGCGUUCCCCGUCAAUGCAGUCACUCUGAUGGUAUACACUGAAAGUCUUCUGUAUCUGAAAAAAUUGGAACGUGCCAAUGAUUUGUAG